Molecule: messenger RNA, 3191 nt
Organism: Sycon ciliatum
Lineage: Eukaryota; Metazoa; Porifera; Calcarea; Leucosolenida; Sycettidae
Product: protein-tyrosine sulfotransferase 2-like
Exons: 7
Coding region: 866-1975 (369 amino acids)
Biological process (GO): peptidyl-tyrosine sulfation
Cellular component (GO): Golgi apparatus
Molecular function (GO): protein-tyrosine sulfotransferase activity
Source: RefSeq, a predicted model, not a curated record
CACAGUUCGAUUCGAAAUCAAGCCAGGUUCGGCAAGACAAGGCUGCACCCAGCCUGGCAGCAGUUCAGGAGUCCGUUUCCUAGCCUAAGUCUAAGAUCAUUCAAAGAUCUUGAUCUUGUUCGAAUCGCGAAGGGCUAGGGAUCAUCCGAGAUUUUUUGUCCUGCUAUCCAGGUCAUGAAUUGGCGAUAAUUAUCAUGAUUGUAGGUUACGACUUCCGCUGUGUUCACUGUUCGUAGCUGGUCGUCGUCGAAGCUGCGCUAUCGCGCUAGUGAUUGGACUAUUUGAAGUGUCCAGGUAAAACUAAAAUUAUUGUCAAUAUUGAAGGCAGCAAACACUGUGACUGCACAUGUUCCUAGCUAACGUUAGCAGCAAGAGUCUAAAUGAAAAGAAGUUUUAUGCAACCGAACCAGGCAACUGUAGGCGUUCUUCACUCAGUGUGAAAUGCUAUCGUAUCGUGUUGGUCGCCGGUGCGAAGUCUGCACGUGCAGCUAGCGAGUAACGGCCUGUGUUAGCGCUCUGAAUUUAUUGCGGUUGCUGUGGAGCUGCUGCACAGUGACGAUUGAUCACUGGCUGGUAGGGAUCUAGAGAGUGAACGCACAUCACACGUGGCAGGCAGGCAGAUCUGAAUUCUACUUUAUUCCCCAGUCGGCAUCCAUGAUCACACAGUGCCUGCAGCACAUAACAUUGCUAGGCGAUGUGAUAGGAGAGAGUUCGCCAACGCUCCUCCAAUCUGUCACGAUCUGCUAGCUGAGACUGCGGCAUAAUUUCACAUCACUGGAUCUCGGACGCGGAUAUCUCUUGCAAAUAGCACAAGCACUAUCGCCGUGUGCUGAGUCUGUAGAGUGUGUGAAGCUAUCGUUUCGCUAUGAACAGGUACCGCACGUUCGCAGCAAUGCCCGCCGCGGAGGGCAAUGGCGGUGCCGACAGUUACGGUAGGCAUGGCAACGUGGACGCAGACCCGAACGCCGCUGGCAAGGACCAGCAGCGGCUGCAGCGACGGCGUCUGCACCGCAUCGUCACAUCACCGCCCGUGGUGGCCAUUUUAUCGUCGUUGGCAACGGCCGCAGUGUGCAUGACAUACAUGCGAUGGCUAGGCUCUCCGUCAACGGGAAAACGGGUCUGCUCUCUCGCUGGAGUAAACUCGUCACGCCCGGUGCUAUUUGUCGGUGGCUGUCCUCGUUCGGGCACAACCCUGAUGCGUGUAAUGCUGGAUUCUCACCCUGAUGUAUUCUGCGGUGAAGAGACGCGAGUUAUCCCGGAGAUGCUCUCACUGGUACGUAAAUGGCGUAAGGAUCGUGAGCAGCAGCGGCAGCUGGCUGGCGGUGUUACCCAGGACAUCGUCGACGACAACGCACGGGACUUCAUCUGGCGGGUGUUACGUCGCCAUGGUGACAAGACGCCGACGCAGCGUCUGAUGUGCGCCAAGGAUCCAAUGACGAUGCGCCACGCCGUGUAUGUGUCUCAGCUACUACCCAACAGUAAAUUUAUAUUUAUGAUCCGCGAUGGACGGGCAGUGGCCGCCUCCAUUGUCAAGCGGAAAAUACGCAUCACCCGCGUGAACGGAUCAUCCCACGUCGACACGCUCCGCUUUUGGCAGACGAUGAUGUCGUCCAUGAUGGACCAGUGCUCUCAGCUGGGGCCCAGCAGGUGUUUGAAGGUUCGCUAUGAAGAUUUGGUGCAGUCGCCGCUGACCACCACACAUACUAUCAUGGACUUCUUGCAGUUGCCAUGGUCAUCAAACUUACUCCGCCACCAAGAGCUGGUGGCCGCGGGCAAUGUUCUAAUAUCAAAACUGGAACCAUCCAGCGAUCAAGUUGCCGAGGCUCUGCACACGCGAGCACUGCAGCGAUGGAGAGACGGGUUUCCAGCGGAGGUGCUGCGCAACGCCGCACAGCUGGCGCCCAUGCUCAAGGAGCUGGGAUACGCUGACGAUCUGCUUCAGCCUGGCGGCGGCGUUGGCGGGGGAAACCUGUGAGCAAAUCGAUGGCGCCAUCGCUGGAAGCAGUGUGUAGCCUAUCCAUGAUGGUGGUCAUCACUAGCAGUGGACCGCAGGCCUGCCGGAACCCGUCCGGUUCGUCUGGCCAUGGCCAGCCCAACCUUUUUUUGGCCAUCAACGUAUGUUUACUGCCGAAGAGGUGAUUUGUAUACCCUGCAUAUCAUGCACAUGUAGGAGUACAGUGAAUCUGGCGGUCUAAGACGACCGCUCAAGGGACCGUUCACAAGUGACUGGAAAUAGCAUCCCUCGGUCCUAGUUUCAGUGGUCUUCUACGACAGGUGGUCUUCUAAGACAGGUGGUCUUCUACGACAGGUGGUCUUCUACGACAGGUGGUCUUCUAAGACAGGUGGUCGCCUUGACAGGUUUUACUGUAAGAAAGACUAGGAUAUGGAGGACCAAUCAAAAACUGCUUCCGCCCGUCCUGUGUGGCCUAUCCAUGAUGAAGGUGAUCAAAAGAUUAUAAAUGGGUCGCCAGAACCCGUGGCUGAUGACUAAAGUUAAUCCGUGAUUGGUAAACUACCUUCUCAUGAGCAGAUGAGCAGCGGCUGUCUCUCUGAGCUGCUCACGUCGGCCGCUUCACGCCCAUGCUGAAGAAUAAGUCAGCUCGCAAGCAAGCAGUCACUGUGUUCUCACCAGAUAGACACGGCAGAAUAAUGACGAUAAGGGAUUGUGAUUGAACAUCCCGUAUCACUCACUAUUCAUUUUGGUCUUCUCUCUCUCUCCCGAGUCGUGUUUGUGCGGCGACGACUGCAAGACCAGUGCCCCGCCUUGGUGUCCCCUCAACCUUGAACCUUCCGAGUUGGAAGACUGUUGGUUAGCGCCUCAGAGAUAUGCUGGAGCUAGAUGUAGGUGUCAGGGCGUCGAAUGUCUCAGCACUGUGUCAGGUUUGUGCUUAGUUGCUGCGCUUUCUGACUAUAUAAUACUCGAAGUAAUUUUAUUCCUGUAGCUAUGCAGAAGACGCUACUUCAGUAACGUCUGGCGCUAGCCAGGGUCCACACAGCUUUAAUUUGGUAUUUGUUUGUUUGUGUCACGCCUGGCGCUAUCCCGUAUCUGUCCCGUACCGUAUCGUACCAUCAAACACAGCUGGCCACAAUAUUUGCUGGCUCCCAUAUCUGUCCCGUACCGUACCGUACCAUCAAAGACAGCUGGCCACAAUAUUCAAAUAGGGCUUUCAAAUGCAAGAUCAUAACGUGAA